AUGGGCAAUACCCGGAUUGCAUUUGCAGCCAACUCUCCUGGAUACUUGUACAACAUGGGGUCUCAUGUAUUUCUAAGGUGGUCCAGAUCCCCGUACGACAAGUACAUGUGGGUGAAGGGCACGAAGGAUGCAAACAAGGCGGGGCUGUUCAAAAUUCAGAAAGCAAAAUACCACAGUGCUACAUACAGUCUUAUUAUGUCAGCAGAUUCCAGGGUUGUAAAUGCUGCCAAGAAGAAGAAUACCCAGAAUAUUGACUUCCCGUUCUAUGGAACUCCUUCUAUAGGGCUGAUUGGAGAGGCGCCUUACGUACACAUUGGAAUGACUACAGACACCUCUGAUCCAAACUCCUGGUUCUCUUUUUCUCCCCCGCAGACAAAGAAAAACUUCUUCAAGAUCUACCUUAAAAACAAGUGUCUAACUGUGGAGGGAAGUGGGUAUGCUAAGCUCGACGACUGUGUGGCCGCCCCAGCAGAAAAACAUGCGCAGCAGCUCUUCAAGUGGUUUGCAGAGAAUGAGCACGUGGUCAUAACCAAAAAAACCAUUAGGCAGGCAAAGCUGGAAAAAUUGCCAGCACCUCCCAAGAAAGUGAAGGCAUACACCCCAGACUCAAGGCUGUUCUACGACAAAAAUAAAAAGAAGAACAGCCAAAGCCCAGAUAAAAAGUAUGCUGUAAAUCACCCAGCACCAAUUUCAAACAGUGAAGUGCCUGCUGCUGUGGUGGCUAUCAAUAACAAUUCAGUUGUGGAAAUAGCCAAAAAGCCUGCUGGCUACUACGACGAGCCAGACAACGAUACAAUAGAGGAGAAAAGGAGGAAACUGCUAAAUGCAGAUGAGGCUUCUUCAAACGCAAAAGUUGCAAGGAAAGGAACAAUCACAGAUGAACUUAUGCCACCUGGAUUUUAA
Messenger RNA from Nematocida ausubeli, 903 nucleotides. RefSeq lists its product as uncharacterized. Lineage: Eukaryota; Fungi; Microsporidia. The record is from RefSeq and is a predicted model, not a curated record. Bases 1 to 903 code for a protein of 300 amino acids. The transcript has a single exon.